Torulaspora delbrueckii is the source of this 2568-nucleotide messenger RNA. It is a transcript of the gene VID30, whose product is annotated as glucose-induced degradation complex subunit VID30. The record is from RefSeq and is a predicted model, not a curated record. Gene Ontology annotation, biological process: cell surface receptor signaling pathway; cytoskeleton organization. The coding region runs from base 1 to 2568 and encodes 855 amino acids. Lineage: Eukaryota; Fungi; Ascomycota; Saccharomycetes; Saccharomycetales; Saccharomycetaceae. The transcript has a single exon. Gene Ontology annotation, molecular function: protein binding. Gene Ontology annotation, cellular component: cytoplasm.
AUGUCUAGCUCUAUGGACGAAGUUGACCGAGAGUUUAUUCGCUGCUUGUUCCCAGAGUAUCUGUUACAACAACCUGUGGCUUACGACUUAUGGUCGAUAUAUUUCCAGCAUAAGAAGCUCUUCAACAAGAUUAAGCACAGUAGUAAUUCUGGGUUGAAUGGAAUGCUUGUGGAAAGUGAGGGAAGUGAUAGAAGAUUGCAAGGUAGGCUGUCAUACUCCGUUCGGAAAGAGAUUUGGCAUAAGCUAAUGAACUUAGGUGUACUUGGGACACUUUCAUUUGAUUCAACAACAGACGAAUAUCUUAUGCAGGUUUACAAGUACUUUUAUCCAGCUUCUAUAAGUGGAAUAGCCCAGGCACGUAAGUUUAAUGCGACGAACACUGAAACUUUAAUGGACUUACAAAUGGAACAAGAAGAACUCGAAGAUGUAUCAAAAUUGCCAUCUCUAGGCGAGCAUUUUCUGAGAGAGUCGAGUCAGCCGGGGUCAAGCCGUAUGCAAGGAACAACUGGCUCAUCGAAUGGUGCUGAGAACGAUGAUGACGAUGAAGAUGACGACGAUGAAGAAGAUGAUGACAACGAUGAUAACGAUGAAGAUGACGAUGAAGACAAUGAUGAUGAAGGGGACGACGACGUUGAUAUUGUGAUCGAGGACGAUAGCCCAGCUAACGCAGAUGGCAAUUCUUCUAGCCAGACUUCUAAUCCAGAAACAGUCAACUUCUAUCCAGCGUUGGCAACACAGAAAUUUCCCACCAAAUCGAAGAAAAUAAUGAUGGUGCCUGACAUAUAUCAGAUGAUGGGAUAUUUUCUGCCCAACCAGUGGACAUCACAGUCAAAUAAGAGUAUCCUGCUGUCCGGAGACGGCGUCUCUCAAUUAUGUCCGCACCCUAACUGGCAAGCAUACUUGGGUUAUGAGAGAUCAAGUACUGCAACAAGAAACAGACUGAGAAAUUCAUUUUCUGGCAGUCAAAAGAACGACUUUGCUACAACCUGGGCCAAUAAUCCUUUACCCUUGAACAAACUAGGGAUUUAUUACUACGAAAUAAAAGUAUUAAGUGUAACAAGUUCACAAGGUGCUCAAAAUAGCAACAUAAUUGUAGGCUAUAAACAAUGGUCGGGCUCAAACCCAGAAAAUGCGUCACAGGGAACUGAUAAUGAUCAUAGCUCUUCCAUUAGUAGUGGAACCAGCGGUAUCGGGACAGGUCUUAGAUCCUCGCUUCGUGGAAGAGGUACCACAGAGGCUUCUAUUGGAAACGAUGAACCUUCUUCUAGUAACAAAAUGGGACUCGAGGAGGGCUUUCUCGGUUAUUGUGGGAACGAUGGUUCCAUAACUGCUGGUUCACAGUACAAGUCCUAUUCUAAAUCAUUUGGACGCGAUGAUGUUAUUGGAUGUGGCGUUAAUUACGUUAAUGGUACAAUUUUUUUUACCAAAAACGGUGUCUGCCUGGGAACAGCCUUUACUGAUUUCCAUGAUGUUACUUUAGUCCCUUAUAUCGCAUUAAGAUCAGGUAAUUCUGUGAGAACCAACUUUGGUUUAUAUGAGGAGUUUGUUUUUGAUAUUGUUGGAUAUCAAGACAGUUGGAAGGCUAAAGCGUAUAAACACAUAUUCAAGUCUAUUGACAGCAACGAGGUUCCAGGUGAGUUUGAGUCUGACGAUGAGGAAGCAGUUAUUGAGGCUGAAGGUGACGUGAAUAUGGAUGUUGGCGAAGAAAAACCGAGCGAAGCACAGGACAACUUUACUGUACUUCAGAACUCAGAAUAUGUGGAUGGUCAACUGGUAAAGCCAGACGUGGACAAAAUUAACACUUUGAAUACUGGUGAUGAGUCAAUUCCAUCUACUCUACACACAAUGAUUAGCGAUUAUCUGAUCCAUGAGGGUCUAAUCGACGUUGCCAAAGGUUUUCUGAAAGAUUUGAAAAAAGAUAUGGUACAUGCUAACGAUGAGGGGAAAGGCGAUAUGGUCAUUAGACAUAAUGAAAGACAAAUAAUUAAGGAGGAGAAAAACUUGAAGGUAAGGCAGGACCUCAGACGCUUCAUAACCAGUGGGAAUGUUACUCAAUGUUUGGAGUACCUUGACAGUCAUCUACCGGGGCUUCUGAAAGACAACAUUGAGCUCUUAUUCGAGCUUAAACUGGCCCAAUAUUUAUUGACGAUUAAGAAUUUCAAGGACAUUCAGAUAGGGAAAAUUGUUCAGAAGGGCCAGGAGCUUUCAAAAGAGUUUGUUUACGAUGAAGCAAUACCACAGCAAUUAAGAGAAAAGUUUCGUGCACAACUAAGCAACGUUUCAGCAUUACUCGCGUAUGAGGACCCUGUCAACGAAUCAACUGAUGAAUUAUCAGCUUACUUGUCUAACGAGUAUCUACAGGAUCGCCUAUUCCAGAUUGUUAACACUAGUGUGUUGAUCUUUUUGCACAAGAACUGUGAGUGCGAGUUAGAGAACGUAAUCAAGUAUACAAGAGCAAUGUUGGGGACACUCAUGAACUUCGAUGCCGAUGGGUCAGUGGUGCAUAAUGGCACUGAACUGAGAUGCUACAAGAUCUUAAACAUCGAUCAGGAUUUAUUAAAUCUUUAA